AUUUAAUCAGUAUCAUGUUAAUUGUUUUUUUUUUUUAAUAUUGGUAUUUUGUCCGUCUUCAUAGGUGUAUGCCCGCCCGCUCGCAGCGAUGGGCAGCAGAUAAGAGUGGGUGGACUUAUCAACAUGACGAGGUGUUCAGGUCGGCGUAAAUGCUCCAAUACAUCGGAUUGUAGCGGGCUAUCAACGCUCAGGGUCAGAUAUGAGUGUGUGUGUACGGAGAGAUGCGGUCAGGUUUGCCAGGCGACUCCAGUAGUUCCUCACACCCGGCCAGGUAGGUGCCCUACACCGACGAACGUCUACGACUUCUGGCCAUUUUGCCGAUUUGGGGGCCUGAGAACGGACUGUAUACAUGACGCACACUGCGUGGAAAAUGAGAACAUGAAAUGCUGCCAGUCGACGUGCGGCAAAGAAUGCAUGCCCGCCGCCUCCGAUGUCGCACCAUCAACGACGACGACGACGAAGACGAAUUCAUCUUCGGGUUCAUCGAUUGCCUUGACUUCUUCCUCGGUCAGCGAUGAGGAGCUUGAAGUGGACUUCAACAACACAACCGAUGUGACGACGGACAUUACGACCAACUUUGUAAUGACCCAGGAGCCACUCGUGGAUGACAGCGAUGAAGAGGAUGGCGAUCACGAAGAUGUAAACCAAGACGACCAAAGCAUCCGGAAUUCAAAAAGCCAAAGAUCAUCCAGAGAAACAAGCCGCUGCAAAACCGGUCUCCGACAGAGAAACAAACAGGGCGGUGGGCUGCGGAGAUGCGGCAACUCUAUUAACCACCCCUGCUACGCCAAUGGGCUCCACCCACUCUGCGGUAUCAACGGGGUCUCUUACGCCAACGAAUGCUACCUACUUCGCGAGCAGGACAGGAUGGGCGUACAUAUUGGUGUACGCCAUCGGGGCUACUGCCCGGAGGAGGAGGAGGAAGGGCGAAGCGACGCCCUGGAGGAUGGGUUGAGCAAAAGAAACCAGCAGAAUGGAGCGCAUGGGUGCGGUAUUUACACAUCAUGUGAUAGUACUGAGCCCCGGCAGCUGCAGCGGAAUGAUCACAACUUUAUUGAGAGUAUACCCGAGCACGGACAUUUUCGGGCUGAAUAAAAUGUUAGCCGUCUUCAGCCCAUGAUAGUACUGUGAACCAACAAUGCCUUCAACUAGCACAACCAAACUAUGUUGCAAAAUGGAUUUUCUUUCAAUUAUAACUAUGGACGUAUAUAUUUAUUUCAUUGCCUCUGGGAUGGAAAGAAUUAAUUGAUCACCUUGAAAAGAAAAGUGAAAACAAUCGCCUACAAAAAUAAAAGGGAAACAAUCACCUACACAAAUUAUACCAUUAUAAUAAAAUAAGCAUCCCCCUCUGAAAACGAGUAGAACAUGAUCAGUAAG
Molecule: messenger RNA, 1377 nt
Organism: Strongylocentrotus purpuratus (purple sea urchin)
Lineage: Eukaryota; Metazoa; Echinodermata; Echinoidea; Camarodonta; Strongylocentrotidae
Exons: 4
Coding region: 124-1095 (323 amino acids)
Cellular component (GO): extracellular region
Molecular function (GO): peptidase inhibitor activity; protein binding
Source: RefSeq, a predicted model, not a curated record